CACCUCAACUAUAACCCUAUUAUUAAAACGACAUCACCCACCACCACCAUCGCCAAAACCUUGUGUACAACAAAACUGCACAUCAACUGUAUGUAUACGUGUAUAUGUGAGAGAUCAUAAAAGGUAAGGUGAUAGAUCACAUGGAGAAGAGAGAAAAAGGUAGUGUUGUUGGGAGCUCGCCAAUUGCUUUGAUGGGUUCAGGCGGCGUCGAGACGGAGGAGGUGAGUGGUGGGUUGCGCAGUGCGGAGACGAUGCUGAGGUUGGUGCCUGUGGCUCUAUGUGUUUCUGCGCUGGUUGUCAUGCUUAAGAGCUCUGAGAGUAGUGAUUUUGGGUCGGUUUCAUACUCUGACCUUGGCGCUUUCAGGUAUUUAGUUCAUGCAAAUGGCAUAUGCGCAGGCUACUCCCUUCUCUCAGCUAUCAUCGCAGCCAUGCCUCGCCCUCCCACCAUGCCCCGAGCCUGGACUCUCUUCUUCCUUGAUCAGGUGCUAACGUAUGUAAUUCUGGGUGCGGGAGCAGUGGCAACAGAGGUGGUGUACCUGGCUCACAAGGGUGACACGGCCAUAGCCUGGAGUGAAGCCUGUGGUACUUUCGGUGGGUUCUGCCACAAGGCUACGGCGUCGGUCAUCAUCACCUUUGUGGUUGUUGCUUUCUACGCCGUGCUUUCCCUAAUUUCAUCCUACAAGCUUUUCAGCAAAUUCGAUGCGCCCAUGGCCACACCCAUCAAGGGUUUGGAAGUUACCACCUUUGGAGCUUGACUUCUACUUACCCUACUAUAUUACCUACUCAUCAUCUUUCACCACCCUGAUGUAAUAAUAAAGUAAAAGACUAGGUCUAGUUUAAUUUGUGUUUUAACAGGUGUGCUUUUAAUUUGUAUCUUGUAUGAUUAAAUGCUACUAAAUACAUGCAUGUGUUUGUACUUUCGUGUUUUUUGACCUUGUACGUACAUGUAUCAGUUUGAUUUAAUGUGUCUUGGAUAA
Molecule: messenger RNA, 977 nt
Organism: Carica papaya (papaya)
Lineage: Eukaryota; Viridiplantae; Streptophyta; Magnoliopsida; Brassicales; Caricaceae
Product: CASP-like protein F16
Source: RefSeq, a predicted model, not a curated record